This is a messenger RNA of Guillardia theta CCMP2712, 1113 nucleotides long. RefSeq lists its product as hypothetical. The record is from RefSeq and is a predicted model, not a curated record. The transcript is spliced from 4 exons. The coding region runs from base 1 to 1113 and encodes 370 amino acids. NCBI's taxonomy places the organism in Eukaryota, Cryptophyceae, Pyrenomonadales, Geminigeraceae.
AUGUUACGUGACACUCUCUUUCUCUUGCCAUCCGCAGGCUCCUGGAGGUCUGUCGCCCUAGUUGCGUCCAUGUCUGCACUGAUAUGCGGGAUGGUUGUCGUUGUGAUGCAAGCUAACCAAGAACAUCGAGAUGAAUCCAUGCUCAUGCAGGACGCGAAAGCUCCCAAAACUCCAGAGGUCUUCACAAGUGUUGAUGAGAAGCGGAUUCUUCAUGCCAUUGACAAAGCUGACACACACAAAGAAGUAGACUUUGAACGGCUUGUGGCAUCAUACCGAGAUUUGUAUGCGCGCGAGCAUCAGAACUUUGAAGAGGCAGCCCACGCGCGGAGUUCCAAGAUCAGGCACGACGAACCGUCGGACGCGGAAUCGAGGUCAAAAGUGUUUGACUCGCGGAAUGCAGCCAAGCUUCUUGGACAGGCAGCCAAGGCUGCUGUUGAACGUGAGCAGAAAUUUCAUGAGAGUGAGAGUGCAUACAAGAAGAGGCAGGACGAACGAUUCAAGCAACAUCAAAUGCAGUUGAAGAUGCACCAUGAGAAGGAGGAGAAGUUGCUGAAUCACCUGCUGGACUCAGAACAAGAGAUUGAAUCGAGUGCGAGACCAGAUGCUCAAGAUGCGAUCAAGCUGCUCGAUGCAGCAAAGGAUGGCGAGAAGGUCAGGCAGGGGCAGUACCAUGACCUCAUUCGCAAAUACCAGGAGGAAUCGAGGAGCGCGUCCAAGGCGUACGAAGACUUCCUGAAACUGCAAGCGAGCAACUCUUCGAAGGCUUUUGCGAUGUCUUCGCAGGAGAUCAAGGCUGACCUGAAAGCCAUGAGAAGCUUCAUCUACUCGUCAAAAGAUGCUUCGGAGGAUGAAAAGAAGGCCGUCCAGGCGUCUCAACAGAAGGAACGCGACUUUGAGAAGAGAGUGAAGAAUUUGGCAAGCAAAGAUCAGGAGGAAGAAGCAGAGUUCAUGAGGUUUCGGAAGGUGAAGAACAUGCUGCGGAGUCGUAUCGAUCAUGCCCUGUCUGAGCUGGAAGCUCCCGCAAGGAAUGAGCAUCUGGGAUCUCUCUCGGAAAAGAAGAGCGAGGAGAAGGCGCACAACUUGGAGGAUCGACGAAGCGAUCAAGGAGCGUGA